AUGCGUCGGACCUCGCGACCGGGGGCGCUUCCUCCAACACCAACACCAACUAAGCCUUCCAAGUCACCGUUGCUCCUCCCUGCGUCUGCAACGAUAAUGCCAGCCAACGCUCCGCCCUUACAUCCUCUGCGUGAUGCAUUACAUCAGGUCCAUCUUCGAGAAUCGGUGCACCAGCUAGUCAGAAGGGACUCUACAGGCCAAUCUCAAGAGACAAAGCUGUUCCAGUAUCUUGAUUCGUUCGCACUCACGCCGACACCACUGGGUCGCUUCGAAUGCCAGUUUCACUGGUCCUUCACCCUAUCACAAGAGGCUGCGGACCGCCUUCCAGCUCCCUCGCAAAUGAGUUCUGGCGAAGUUUCCCAUCCUGUCCGUGUAUUAAUGGACGGUCAGCAGCUCUAUCGGAUGCGUUGUAUAUCUGUUUCGCCCGACACAAAACUCCCGAUCGACGAAUCUACUUGGAGUCGGGCCGAGUGCGCCUGGCCCAGCGUGAUCUAUAUCUUCGUCAAUGACACUGAACUUUUUGUACGUCGGAAAUACCAUCAUCAGAAGGAUGUACCUCUAGACAUAACUCCUCAUUUGCGAGUGGGUGAGAACAAAAUCUCGUUGCACUUCAUUCGCGAUGCUGCCGAGCAGAAGGACAAACUUUACGCCGCCGCCGUGGAGAUCGCUCAGAUCGCCGCUCUCGAGCCUGUCAUGGCUCUUGCACAGACUCUCGAUGCGGAUGACUCCUUACGCCAAAUUCACCAGCGUCUUGAGCAGUCCUCCUCUAAUGAUAAUGAAGACGAUGACCUCCAUGUGGUUAGUACCGACCUUGUUAUCAAUCUUGUCGACCCCUUUACUGCUCGCGUGUUCAAGCAACCCGUCCGUGGACAGCUUUGUCUUCACUCCGAGUGUUUCGACCACGAGACAUUCAUACAAACCCGGGCCGCCGUCUCCGGGCCGCGUGCCUUGCCCAACGACUGGCGCUGCCCGAUCUGUCAGCGUGACGCUCGUCCACAGAUGUUGGUACGCGAUGAGUUUAUGGUUGACGUGCACAACGAAUUAGUGCGCACGAAUCAACUCGACGACGCCCGCGCCAUCCGGGUAACCCUCGAUGGCUCCUGGACUGUGGUCACUGAAGCAGACCUUCCAGCCUUUAAACGCUCCUCCACCGGCCUGGACAGUCCUAUCCCGAAAAGACCAAAGAUGGCCCCACCUGAGACAAAGUUCCAGCCCAUUCGGACAGCAAGCGCGAGCCCGGAAGUGAUUGACCUUGAUUAA
Molecule: messenger RNA, 1260 nt
Organism: Aspergillus uvarum CBS 121591
Lineage: Eukaryota; Fungi; Ascomycota; Eurotiomycetes; Eurotiales; Aspergillaceae
Product: MIZ zinc finger domain protein
Exons: 1
Coding region: 1-1260 (419 amino acids)
Biological process (GO): protein sumoylation
Molecular function (GO): SUMO ligase activity; zinc ion binding
Source: RefSeq, a predicted model, not a curated record